This is a messenger RNA of Bacillus rossius redtenbacheri, 1093 nucleotides long. RefSeq names its product methylosome subunit pICln (gene icln). Lineage: Eukaryota; Metazoa; Arthropoda; Insecta; Phasmatodea; Bacillidae. The record is from RefSeq and is a predicted model, not a curated record. Bases 224 to 832 code for a protein of 202 amino acids. Gene Ontology annotation, cellular component: spliceosomal complex; plasma membrane; methylosome. The transcript is spliced from 5 exons. Gene Ontology annotation, biological process: mRNA cis splicing, via spliceosome; chloride transport; cell volume homeostasis.
AUCUAUUUGCAUAUCUGCGUAUCUAUGAAGUAAAUAAUAAAACAAAAUAGUAGCAAAAUUUAUUGGUUUUAUUUCUCUUGUGUUCGUUGUUUUAGCGGUUUUAUAUUUUGUACUGGGUUGAAUUGUGAAGGAAAAUACUUGAAAUUUUGUGUUUUUGAAAAAAUUGAAAGUUCUGAAAAAAAAAUUAUCUUAUUUUUAAAAACACUGAUAUUUUGGUUCAAUAAUGGUGGUUUUGAGUAGUUUUCCUCCUCCUUCAAGUGGAAUUAAAUGCGAACAACCUCUAACAAAGUUGUUCAUAAAUGAGAGAGAGAUUGGGACGGGAACAUUGUACAUUGCAACCAGCCACUUGUCGUGGGUUGAUGGCGUCACCGGGAAAGGCAUCUCCGUACAGUACGAACAUAUCACGCUUCACGCAGUAUCGAAGGACUUUAAUAUCCACCCAGACGAGUGCCUCUACCUCAUGCUGGACACGCAAAUCGAGUUUGCGGGAGAUGUGCCCGGGGAGGACGAGUCGGAGGACGAGUGCGACGAGAGCGGGAUGACGGAGAUCAGGUUCGUGCCGGACGACAAGGCGUCGCUCCAGGCGAUGUUCACGGCCAUGUCCCAGUGCCAGGCCCUCCACCCGGACCCCGUGGACAGCCUGUCGGAAGACGACGAGAUAUUCGAGGAUGCGGAGGAGGAAGGCGACUACGACACUGCGAACUUGGGCGGCGGAGAUGGGCCGUCCGUGCCAAACGGGGUGGAACACGGGGAGCACCAGCCGACUGUCAACGGGGACAACAACGCUGAACCCAUGGAGAUGGACGGACAGUUCGAAGAUGCGGACGAGUGAAGUGGCUUGGCAUGAUGAUCGUGCGAACUAAGUUAUUUGAUGUGAGACAAUGACACUGAUGACAUUGUGGUGGCACAUUAUGUUUUUAAGACUGUGUAACUGGAUGUUUUUGUAUUCUAGUUGACUUGGAAAUUGCAGCGAUUUUUUUCUUAUUAUGAAAGACAGCUUUUAUUGUCAUGAUUUGUCCGAUUUACGACGAAACUGUUUCUGUGUAAUAAUAAGCUUGUAUGUGAGGAACUGAAUAAAAAAUUGUAUAUUACA